Molecule: messenger RNA, 1381 nt
Organism: Nothoprocta perdicaria
Lineage: Eukaryota; Metazoa; Chordata; Aves; Tinamiformes; Tinamidae
Product: BTB/POZ domain-containing protein KCTD12-like
Exons: 2
Coding region: 81-971 (296 amino acids)
Biological process (GO): protein homooligomerization; regulation of G protein-coupled receptor signaling pathway
Molecular function (GO): protein binding
Source: RefSeq, a predicted model, not a curated record
AGCGAGCGGCACCGAGCGGCACCGCGGCGCGCCCGGACCGCCAGCGCGGAGCGGAGGCUGGAAGGAAGCAUUAUAUCACAAUGGCUCUGGCAGACAGUGCAAGCUGUGCCAAACCCAACGAGGACUUCCCUUUCCCUGAGAUCAUUGAACUCAAUGUGGGUGGACAAGUCUACAUCACUCGCCAUCCUACGCUGGUCAGUGUGCCUGGCUCCCUGCUCUGGGAAAUGUUCACGCAGAAGAAUAUCCGCUCCUUGGCCCGUGACAGCAAGGGACGGUUCUUCGUGGAUCGGGAUGGCUUCCUCUUCCGUUACAUCUUGGAUUACAUGAGAGACCAGCAGCUAGUGCUGCCUGACCACUUCCCAGAGAGGAGCCGUCUGCAGCGAGAAGCCGAGUACUUCAUGUUGCCGGAGCUGGUGAAGAUGCUGGCCCCCAAACUCAGCAAACAGAACUCUCUUGGAGAUGAUCCAUGCCAAAGUGACCCGGAGGAGCUGUCACCCAAUGCUGAUGCCACACGCAAUCUACCUUCUGCCAGUGCCACACUCCCCAGCGCUCCAGCUGGUGGCCCUGGGGGCUCAGUGGCUGCCAGCACAGGUGCUGCUGGCACCGAGAUCCGCAGGUCAGGUUUCAUCACCAUUGGCUACCGGGGCUCCUACACCCUGGGCAGGGACAGCCAGACAGAUGCCAAGUUCCGCAGGGUGGCCCGGAUCAUGGUUUGUGGCAAGACGUCCCUGGCCAAGGAAGUCUUUGGGGACACCUUGAACGAGAGCCGGGACCCGGACAGGCCCCCGGAGAGGUACACCUCCAGGUACUACCUCAAGUUCACCUUCCUGGAGCAAGCCUUUGACAGACUGGCUGAUGCUGGCUUCCACAUGGUGGCUUGCAACUCCACGGGCACCUGUGCCUUUGCCCAUGACCAGACAGAUGACAAGAUCUGGACCUCUUACACCGAAUAUGUUUUCUAUCGUGAGUGACACCAAAAAACCAAAACACCGAACACCAACUCCCCUUUCCUCUCCUGUGCUGACUGCUGCCUUUAGACUGUAGACAUCAGACCCUCGACCCUCAGUUGUCCCUUUGCCUCCUUUUGAGUUUGUUCCUGUGUCCCCCCACUAUCCCUCCAUGCUCCAAGUUGAACCUAUYGGGCUCUUCCUUGCAGCACUUGCUGAGCACCAACCAACCUUCUUCCCUCUUUCCGACUUCUCCGGUAGCCAACUGUAGCUCCCAGGCAACCCUCCCUGGAUUUGUGGACUUGGACAUUGCUGUAUCUAUGUCUGGGUGGGAGGGAGAGGGUGCGUGGGCAAUGCCAAACCGUGCGCUCUGGGGCUGGUGCAAGGGGAUAACCCCAAAUGCAGCCCUUGGAGCGCGGUGCCACCAGCUCCCC